AUGGUGUCUGUCAACUCAAUAUCAGAAAAGGACAACGAUGAGGAGCGCGACAUGCCUGAUGAUCUGGUUGAGGAGGACCAUGACGAGAUCAACUCGGAGUACGACGCCGCCCAGCGAGAAUAUCUUGUCCAUCAUCAACAACUGGAAGACUUCCUGUCGCCCAUGUCUCUGGAUGAAGGUGUUCUGUAUCAAUUGGCACGGCGCUUCUCCACCACAUAUAGACACCUGGCGUUGACAUCCGAUCAGCAAUUUCUCCCGACGCCUGUGACUCAGCUUCCUACGGGCCAGGAAACUGGUCGCUAUUUGGCGAUCGAUGUAGGAGGCAGUAACUUGAGAGUUGCAUUUAUUGAACUGCUUGGAGAAGCUGUCGACUCGGAUGUUCGUCCCACUGAUGCCACUGAGAGGUCACAGGAUACCAUCCGAAAAGCUCUGCGUCAGCGCGUGAAGCGAACGUUGGAGCGAGCCUGGCCUAUUCAGGAGCAUUUGAAGAUGGACAAGGCCGAGGAUUUGUUCUCUUGGAUUGGUGAUUGCAUUGCUGAAGUGGUGGCGGAGAGUCUAUCAUCGGACGCAACGAAAAAGGAUAUACCUGCUGAACUUGAUAUGGGCAUCACCUUCAGUUUCCCCAUUAUGCAAGAAUCAUUAGCAGAAGCUACAUUGAUGCCGAUGGGCAAAGGCUUCGCUAUUUCAUCCAACUUGAACUUGGGCAACAUUCUUCUCGAUGGUUAUGAGAAGCAUACAAAGCGACCAGAUGAUGAUGAUGAGCCAUCAUACAAACGCCGCAAGCUAUUUGCAUUGCCCAAAUUGAAGAUCCAAGCAAUCACCAACGAUACCGUUGCCACGCUAGCCUCCCUUGCGUACAAGGUCAAGUCACUACCAAACAGUCGAGUCGCAAUGGGAAUCAUCGUGGGAACCGGCUGCAACGCGACCAUCCCAAUGAAACUAGACGCACUACACGAAUCCAAAGCCAAGAGCGUCAACACAAUGGAACCAAGCGCAGUAGAAACAAUCGUCAACACCGAAUGGACCAUCUCCGGUGCCGCACCACCUCUCUCCGAGUUGAAUGUCACAACAAAAUGGGAUAUUGAACUGGACCGGGCCUGUGCGCGUCCAGGAUUUCAGCCCUUCGAAUACAUGACCGGCGGCCGUUACAUCGGCGAACUCAUCCGCAUAAUCCUCUUCGACUACCUUACAUCAAUCGCCAAGCUAUCUAAACGCUCCCUUCCCGCAAACCUCAUCCAAGAAUACGCCCUGACAACAACCUACAUCUCCGAAACGGUAGCCAAAGCCCGCUCCGACCCAGACCUCGCGAAGGCCCUGAAUCAAUCCCUCCCCCCACCAGAAAGCAGCGACUGGCGCUGGGAACCCCGGACUGCUGGUGCUUUCCGCAAGAUCGCCCGCACAGUACAGAGACGUUCAGCGGGGCUAAUCGCAUCGGCGGUCGUCGGACUACUGGCCUGCGCGCGCGAGAUUGAAUUGAAAGAGGAUAGCAACAGCAACACGCCCGAGAACGCUGCUUCACCGCAGAGCAAUGGCGAAGUCGCUACGCCGGAUGCUACGGUCGCAGCUAAACAUGCUAUUCACAGGCAUGUUGUUCCGGUCCUAGAGACGCCGGCAGAUUGGCAGUCCGGGCCCGAGGAACUGGUUGUUGCAUACACCGGUGGUAUCAUCCAGCAUUAUCCGCAGUUUAAGGAAAUGUGUCAGCAAUAUAUUGAUCGGUUAAUUAUGCGAACUGGCCCGCAGAGAGGGGGCAAAUCUGUUUUCUUGCGGGAGGCCUCGGAUGGUGGUGUUAUUGGAGCUGGUGUUUUGGCUGGUAUGGUUGUGCGCAAGUAA
Penicillium nucicola is the source of this 1830-nucleotide messenger RNA. RefSeq names its product hexokinase family protein. Gene Ontology annotation, molecular function: fructokinase activity; mannokinase activity; D-glucose binding. Gene Ontology annotation, cellular component: cytosol; mitochondrion. Lineage: Eukaryota; Fungi; Ascomycota; Eurotiomycetes; Eurotiales; Aspergillaceae. Bases 1 to 1830 code for a protein of 609 amino acids. Gene Ontology annotation, biological process: glycolytic process; intracellular glucose homeostasis; glucose 6-phosphate metabolic process. The record is from RefSeq and is a predicted model, not a curated record. The transcript is spliced from 2 exons.